Etheostoma spectabile (orangethroat darter) is the source of this 2695-nucleotide messenger RNA. RefSeq names its product scavenger receptor cysteine-rich type 1 protein M130. Gene Ontology annotation, molecular function: protein-lysine 6-oxidase activity. Gene Ontology annotation, cellular component: membrane. The coding region runs from base 1 to 1824 and encodes 607 amino acids. Lineage: Eukaryota; Metazoa; Chordata; Actinopteri; Perciformes; Percidae. The record is from RefSeq and is a predicted model, not a curated record. The transcript has 10 exons. Gene Ontology annotation, biological process: peptidyl-lysine oxidation.
AUGGACAACAACUUAGAGAUAUACACUAAGGGCAGCACAUAUUGGAGACAGACAGGCAGAAAGAGGGUCUACCUGGACAUGGAUCACCUGUUGUUGCUGUUGCUUAUGAACUUAGGACUGCAGGCUGAAGGAAAACACAACUCAACAGAGUCUGUCAGGUUGGUGGGAGGAGAGAGCCGCUGUUCAGGAUCACUGGAGCUGAAACAUCAGGGAGACUGGAAACAAGUGAGUGACACUCACUGGAACCUGAAAAAAGCAGCAGUUGCCUGUAAAGAGUUGGACUGUGGCUCUGCUGUCUCUGUCGGGUGGAGAGAAGAAUCAUCUGCCAGAUCUGUGUGGAAGAUCAAAUAUGACUGUGUUCAGUCUGGAUCUGCUCUGAGGGAGUGUGCAAAAUCAGAUUCCUCUUCCACGACUGUUAAUGUCAACUGUUCAGAAUCUGUCAGGCUAGUAAAUGGGACUAGUGUGUGCUCAGGCAGACUGGAGGUGAAGACUAACCGGUCCCCCCAGCGGUGGUCCUCGGUGUGUGAAGCUGAUUUUGAUCAGCAGGAUGCAGAGGUGGUCUGUAGGGAGCUUGGCUGUGGGGCUCCUUCAGUCCUUCAGGGGGUGCAUUAUGGAAAAGUGCAAGCCCCAAUGUGGACCGAACAGUUCCAGUGUGGAGGCCCUGAGUCUGCUCUCCUGGACUGUAGAAGCUCAGGCUCAGAUAGAAACGUCACCUGCUCAUCUGGCAAAGUUGUCGGACUCACCUGCUCAGAGCCUGUUAGGUUGGUGGGAGGACACAGUCGCUGUGCAGGAAUAGUGGAGCUGAAACAUCUGGACUGGAAACCAGUGAUUAACUAUGACAUCACACCAGAGACAGCAGCCGCCACCUGUAAAGAACUGGACUGUGGUUCGGCUGUUUCUGUAGAUGGGAAAGAAGAGUCGUCAUACAGAGCUAUGUGGAGGGUCAGCUCUGACUGUGUUCAGUCUGGAUCUGUUCUGAGAGACUGUGUAACACCGUGGCCCUUUCACAUCACCCUGAAUCUCACCUGCUCAGAUCUGUUUCAGCCCAACAUCUCUGUGUCCUCGUCCAUGGAUGGGGUCUCUGAGGCCCUGAAUCAACGCUUUCGGGUGUUCAGAGGCUCUACCUUCAACAUCAGCUGCUCCAUUCAGCCACAGUACCCAGGAGGCUCCUUUCAGCUCACCUUUACCUCCUCGAACUCAGCACACAACUACACCCAACCAGCUGUCAAUCACUCUACCCACUUCCAGUUUCCAGCUGCAGAGCCCGCCCACCAUGGAAAAUACAGCUGUGUUUAUCACGUCUAUGUUUUAUCUCAUAACUUCUCAUCUGAGAGCCGUCUGCUCUCUCUUGCUGUCUCAGACCUACUGCUUCCACCUAACAUCUCCUUGAACGGGGACUCCAAGGCCCAGCAGCAAGGGCUUCAGGUGUUCAGAGGCUCUACCUUCAACAUCAGCUGCUUCAUUCAGCCACAGUACCCAGGAGGCUCCUUUCAGCUCACCUUUACCUCCUCGAACUCAGCACACAACUACACCAUGCCUGCUGUCAAUCACUCUGCCCAGUUCCUGUUUCCUGCUGCAGAGCCCGCCCACCAAGGAAGCUAUAGCUGUAUUUAUCACGUCUAUGUUUUAUCUCAUAACUUCUCCUCUGAGAGCGAUCUGCUCUCUAUCACUAUCAUAGAUCCGACACCUCUUAUCAUCAGAGCGGUCGUCCUGCCGCUGAUUCUGCUGUUGGUGAACGCUGCCCUUUAUCUUUACUGUAAGGCUAGCAGGGGACAGAAGACGGGCAUGCAGGAGAACAUUGAGCUGGAUUAUUAUAACCUAUAACCUGGGCGCCUCUGCAGCUGAAGGAGGGCCGAAAGGGGAAGGAGCUCAUCUACAUCCAAAUGGAUUUCUAACACACAACCCACCAUCAGCUCUUUCCUUAGCAUCAUUGGAUUCUACUGAAGAUGUAAUCUUUAAAAACACAUAAUAAUACAGUAUAAUGUUUCGUUUAAACUAGACAGAUAACGUGAGAGUACAGGAAUCCAAGCAGCUGGUGCAAUUUGAAACCAUGGCAACAUUGUUUGUGAACAAGUACUGCCUUUUAUUAUACUUUUGCCAAAUCCUGUCAGAAUUACAGCAAUCAAGAAAAGCAAAAAUGUAUCAUCCAUUUUGUUAAAUAAUGACACACUAGCGGCUUCAACAGAGAGCUGCAACCAUCUUGCUUUUCUUCAGAAAUGCAUCAACAGCCCACUUCUUUUCAGUCUUCUUUUCAAACACACACAUUAUAAGAUAAAUAAUUGUUAUUGACCCGUCAAAUCUGAAGUUGCUGGACAUUUGUCUGUACAAUAAGAAUGACCAGACGCAUCUGCCAGAGCAAAUAGAACAUGAGAUUUUAGAUUCAUCUGGUUCAUAGGCAAGGCUAGUGAAACAAAUGCAGGGUGCACCAGCUAUGUGUAAGUUCUCUCUAAAGUUUGGGUGUAAAGUCAUUAAAUGAUACAUUCAGAUUAGGCAAGGCAGCUUGGCAAGGCAAGGCAGCUUUAUUUGUAUAGCACAUUUCAGCAACAGGGCAAUUCAAAGUGCUUUACACAAAAUCAGUUAAACAGAUAAAACACAAGUAAAAACAGUUAAAAAUCAUAAGCAUUAAAAACUAAUAAAACACAUGAAUAGACAGUUAAAAACAAAAUAGAAACAUUAGGACACAUAAAACACAAGA